Molecule: messenger RNA, 3854 nt
Organism: Anopheles gambiae (African malaria mosquito)
Lineage: Eukaryota; Metazoa; Arthropoda; Insecta; Diptera; Culicidae
Gene: pb
Product: homeotic protein proboscipedia
Exons: 7
Coding region: 473-2845 (790 amino acids)
Biological process (GO): regulation of DNA-templated transcription
Molecular function (GO): DNA binding; DNA-binding transcription factor activity, RNA polymerase II-specific
Source: RefSeq, a predicted model, not a curated record
UUAGUUUCAAAAUGGUCAGUUAGCUGUUACACAUCGUUCGCUUACGACACAUCGAAUACGUAAAACUGCCUUGGACUAGAUUGCGGAAUUUUAUGUCCAUUGAGGUUGUUUUAGAAAAGCUAGUGACGGUUUUGACAUGCUAAUACGUUUCGACAAACAAACCAAAAAAGUGGACAAGGUGAAAAUGCUGGUGUUAUUAAAAAAAGCGUUUUGAUAAUUUCUGUAAACCAAUUUAUUUAUGUGUUUCAUGAUGAUCAUUACACCACAUUACAAAGUGAUCAAUGGUCAUCUAACCAUUUGAUUGCGUUUUGAAUGAAAAAAAGUUACAAUCAACUUGAUAGGAAUAUAAUUCUCUCAAAUUGAAGAAAACAAUUCAUAAAUUGUUGGACAAAGCUAUUCGUUCGGUAAAUUCAAAUAGUACAAUAGCUUGUACACUUGUUACGACUUGGAUCAGUUUCAUAUCACCCUGGCAAUGCAAGAGGUUUGCAAUUCUCUCGAACACAUGGGUGCGCAAAUUAAAUCUGAAUCUCCGGCGAUCGGUUCGCUUCAUGUCGGAACAGCAGUCGUGGUUGGAAGUGAAACAGAUAUAACCAAUGCUCAGCAAGUUUCACUUACCACAAACCAGCAGCAGCAAACCAUCAUCGCAGGUAGCACUCAAUUAAUCGGCCGAAAACAAGUGAUCUGUGAUAAAACAACACGAGUUGCCACCCAGUUAUCCGUUAUAACUUCCGUAGAACCCCUCGGCGCUCAAGCUGCUACGCAGCAGCAGCCACAUCAGCAGCAACGUAUCGCGGACACAUCUUAUUGGAUGCAAAACGAAAGUGGUUUUAUCAACUCACAACCCUCAAUGGCUGAAUUUUUGACACAUAUCGAUAGCGAGAGUCCCAAACUUGUUACGCAAGGAAUUCCAAUUGGACCCAGUGAUAACAUGGAGUCCGUACCAGAGUAUCCCUGGAUGAAGGAAAAAAAAACAGCACGCAAAGCGACUGCACAAGCUGAGUUUGUUGCAGAAAAUGGCUUGCCACGACGAUUACGCACAGCGUACACCAACACGCAACUACUUGAGCUCGAGAAAGAGUUUCACUUCAACAAAUAUCUUUGUCGGCCACGGAGAAUUGAAAUAGCAGCUAGUCUUGAUUUAACAGAAAGACAGGUCAAAGUGUGGUUUCAAAAUCGGCGAAUGAAGCACAAACGACAAACACUUUCCAAAACUGAUGAUGACGAAUCUGGAAAGGACGAUCUCAAGGAUUCCAACUCAAAAAAAUCUUGUCAAGGAUGUGAGCUGCCCUCGGACGACAUACCAGAUUCGACCUCCAGUUCACGGGGCAUGAACAAUAAUACUCCCAACACUGUUAUGACACCGAAUUCCACCAUCGAUAUAAGCACUCCGACUGGUGGUGGUGGAAGCACGAGUGGCGGAACCAACGCAGUCAGUGCUGAUUCAAGUGUAGCCUCCACGGAUAGCAUCGAUGAGGAGGAUGAUGUACACGCCAAAGUUAAGAAAAAAUCUGACGCGAUAAAGAAAGAAUCGGUUAGCUCAACUAAAGUUAGUAAUAGCAAUUCUUUCAAAAGCUACGAUAACUCUGGCUACCCAAAAGAUAAUGGGCUGAUAUCUGGUCCCCCAUCAGCAGCAAUACCUAUUCCGCACAGUCCAGUUUCUUCUUCAGCCAUUUCUCCGACCAACAAUAUAAAUAGCAACAAUAACAACAGUAACAACAACAAUAAUCUUCAGUUAUACUAUAAUCAUCCCAAUCAUUCGUACGGAGUCAUAAAACAUAAAUGUCCACCUGGACCAGUCAUUGGCCAUGAAAUUGAAGGAUCGCCUGCAACUACGGGACCUUCUGCUGGAGGAAUUUAUUUCAAUAAUAAGCAACAGGAAUAUUUUAGUAAAACGGAAUGUGGGUUGCACUAUCAACCAUCAUAUCAGCAUUAUCAGAAAACAGUCGUGCCCCCUGGAGCAAUUUAUACCAAUACCCAACACAUACUCAAUGAUAGCUACCAGGGUGCACAGAAAAUAGAUUACAAUCCCGCUCAGAGUUUAAAGGGUUUUAGCACUAAGCCCUUAGUACAAGAUAAUUCCCAAAAGUUGCACCACCAACAACAAAUGCAAAAUGAUCCAACGUUCCAGUCACAGAAUCAACCUUUUUAUAACAGCUGCGAUACAGGCCAUAACGGCGCCGGCCAAUAUGUUCCAAGUGGACAGCAUUACUAUUCGAAUGAUUAUGAUCCACAGCACGAGUUUGGUGGUGGGACAGGCUACUAUGAACAUACCAAGAUGAGUUUAGUUGGACAAAAUCACUACUACGACAGCAUGGGUUCCUUUCAACAUAAUACUGUAGCUUCUAACAAUAACAUGGAGUAUCAAGGCAAUGCACCGUACGCUGGUAUUGAUGCUGCACUACCAGGUGGAAUAGGCAAUGAAUCCUGUGAAUCCUAUGCCUUCCAUCAAUCGUCCCACCUAGCUAGUGCAUAUUAUGAACAACAACAUCAACAUCAACAGCACCAAUCGCAGCAAAAUCACCACCACCAGCACGCUUUUCAACAUCACAGCAUUCAGCAAUUACAAGUUUUCCCUCAUCAACAGCAAACGCAUUCAAACCCUACCGGAGUAUCUGGUGUGAAUAACGCUACUGUAGCCAAGACAACAACCCAUAUCGAAAACCAUCACGAUAUUACCACAGGCGAGCAUUGCUCGUUCAACGGCUGUCCACCAGGUAGCAGCACUAGUACAACUCAAUCAAAAGCAGCCGCUAUGGUUAGCAUGGACAAUUCCAAUUCGUCUGAUUUCAAUUUUCUCAGCAAUCUAGCGAAUGAUUUCGCUCCAGAAUAUUAUCAACUCAGCUAAUUGUUAAUUUAAUUGUUUUCAAUAGUCUCCUGAUUUUAGUUCUUUUAUGCUAGAAAAUACACUUGAUUUGCCGAGUCAUAUUCACAGUUCUUCUUUUUCCACGUACAGCAACCCGUCAAUUAUGCUUGGUGCUUUACCGGGGGUUCCAGGUGUUGCUCAAAUACGACUGAUACAUCAAUUUGCUGCUUUGAUUGUUCUCGAUAUUUGUUAUUGUACUUAUUAAGUUUAUCUAUUUUAUUCACAAAUAGGAAAGGCUGUGACACAGUACACCUAUGAUUUUGAUAAGUUAGGAAUACAAUUUUUGUAUCGUAAUGUCGUAAAAAUAAUAAUGUCUUUGGUAGUUCUUGUCGAUGCUGAUUUGUAAUUCAUUUAACGACGAGGAAAUUAAUUUUUAUUUUAUUUUAAACGGUUGAGUCAUUCGCUAAAUGAAGUUAACAUAAUCUAAAACACAAUAAACACGGCAAUAAAAGGUCUUAUGUGUUACAUACCACAUUAUUAUAAAUAAUAUUUUACCCACUUUAGUAAGUAAACCUAUUUUAAAGACCCAGUUAAUCUGCCCUGGUUAAUCCAGCUGAUGUUGGCUAAAAGUUUAUCCAGAUAGUACGGCGAUCUGUUGUACAGUAUUUUUUGUGUCAUCCUUUAUAUGAAUAAAUAUUUAGCUUUUUAUUCUAAAACCUUCGUGUACACAUGUAUUGUAAAAUCUAUGUGGCUAGAAGCCAUUCUUGAUCACGCGGAUUUUGAUAUUAUACCUAUGGAAAAAAGUGAUGCUGUUAUAAGACCAUACAUACACAGUUUAGACCAAGUAAUACCUUAAGAAAUAAUAAAAAUAUGAAUCCUUCAUUACAACGAUAGGGGGAAAAAGUAAAAUAUAUUAAUCGUUACAAUGCAAAUAUAUGCCUGUAUAUUCAUAAAAGUUCUAUGUACAAAUUCUAGCCGGCAGCUAUAGGUAAUUCUUAAAAUCGUACAUGCAAAGCAAAAUGUUAAAUAAAUUAACAUUGACUAUUUAUUA